AAAAUAAAUAAAAAUAAAAAUCCAAAGCGGCUGCCACUUCCUUCAAAGUUCAAACUCCCCUGAUUUCAAUUUUUCUUUUCGGUUUAAUGCGAUGUCUCUCCGUUACGGCCCCGGCACUCAGUCGGGUCCACCGCAAACGGUGCCGCCGGAAGAUGAGCCUUACAUAAUCCCUGUCCACAACCUGCUGGCCGACCACCCUUCCCUCCGUUUUCCCGAAGUACGCGCCGCAGCCGCCGCUCUACGCGCCGUGGGAGAUCUACGGAAGCCUCCUUAUGCUCAAUGGCAACCUUCCAUGGACCUCUUGGACUGGCUUGCUCUAUUCUUCGGUUUCCAACAGGACAACGUCAGUAACCAGAGAGAACACCUUGUGCUCCACUUGGCCAACGCUCAGAUGCGGUUGACUCCUCCGCCGGACAACAUCGACACCCUCGACGCUAGCGUCCUCCGUAGAUUCCGCCGUAAGCUUCUCAAAAACUACACUAGUUGGUGCUCUUACUUAGGCAAGAAAUCCAACAUAUGGAUCUCUGAUAGCAGCCGCUCCAGCUCUGAUCACCGGCGUGAGUUACUUUAUGUGGGACUUUAUUUGCUGAUAUGGGGCGAAUCUGCGAAUCUUCGCUUCAUGCCCGAAUGCAUCUGCUACAUCUUUCACAACAUGGCCAUGGAGUUGAAGAUUCUCGAAGAUUACAUCGAUGAGAACACUGGUCAGCUUAUGCCGUCUUUAUCCGGAGACAACUCGUUUUUGAAUUGCGUCGUGAAACCCAUAUACGAGACUGUAAGGGCUGAAGUUGAGAGCAGCAAGAACGGAACAGCACAACAUACUGCUUGGAGGAAUUAUGAUGAUUUGAAUGAGUAUUUUUGGAGUAAGAGAUGUUUUCAGAAACUCAAGUGGCCGAUUGAUGUGGACAGUAAUUUUUUGUUACUUCCAAUAAGAGUAAGCAUUGGGAAAACUGGAUUUGUUGAGCAAAGGUCGUGGAAUCUUUACAGGAGUUUUGAUAGGCUUUGGGUGAUGCUGUUUUUGUUUCUUCAGGCGGCGAUUAUUGUGGCUUGGGAAGAGAGGGAGUAUCCGUGGCAAGCAUUGUCAAUUAGAAAUUGUCGUGUUAAGAUUUUGACACUGUUUAUUACUUGGAGUGCGAUGAGGUUUUUGCAGGCUUUAUUAGAUGCAGGGAUGCAGUAUAGCCGUGUGUCGAGAGAAACAUUGGGUCUCGGCAUUAGGAUGGUGUUAAAGGUGGUGGUUUCUGCCUCAUGGAUCGUGAUUUUUGCGGUUUGUUAUGCAAGGAUCUGGCAGAAUAACCAUGGUAGAAGAUGGACUGCUGAGGCUGAUAGGAGGGUGCGCCUCUUUUUACAGAUAGCCUUUGUUUACGUGUUACCUGAGUUAUUGGCAUUGGCUUUAUUUGUGAUUCCUUGGAUUAGGAACUUCAUUGAGCAGAGGAAUUGGAAGAUCUUUGACCUGUUGUUUUGGUGGUUUCAGAGUAAGAGUUUUGUUGGUCGGGGAUUGAGGGAAGGGCUACUUGAUAAUGUUAAGUAUACCCUGUUCUGGGUACUGGUGUUAGCUACGAAAUUUGCAUUUAGUUAUUUCUUACAGAUCAAACCAAUGGUUAGGCCGUCCAAACUAAUGUUGAAUAUUAGGGUGGAGUAUGAGUGGCACGAGUUUUUUGGUGAAAGUAACAGAUUCGCUGUUGGUUUGUUGUGGCUGCCUGUGGUCUUAAUUUACUUGAUGGAUAUUCAGAUUUGGUAUUCAAUAUAUUCCUCGUUUGUAGGAGCAGGAGUGGGGUUACUCCAGCACUUAGGUGAGAUUAGGAACAUUCAACAGUUGAAGCUGAGGUUUCAGUUCUUUGCUAGUGCAAUUCAGUUCAAUCUGAUGCCUGAAGAGCAGUUAUUGAAUGCCAGAGGAACAUUCAGGAGCAAGUUUAAUGAUGCUAUCCACCGGUUGAAGCUGAGAUAUGGGCUUGGGCGUCCUUUCAAGAAGCUUGAAUCAAACCAGGUUGAGGCUCACAAGUUUGCUCUGAUAUGGAAUGAGAUAAUUACCAUUUUCAGGGAAGAAGAUAUCAUCUCUGAUCGUGAAGUUGAGCUGCUAGAGCUGCCUCCGAAUUCUUGGAAUGUUCGGGUUGUUCGCUGGCCAUGUUUCUUGCUAUGUAACGAGUUGUUGCUCGCUCUCAGCCAGGCAAAAGAGUUGGUUGAUGCUCCUGAUAAGUGGCUUUGGUAUAAAAUAUGCAAGAAUGAGUAUAGACGUUGUGCAGUGAUUGAAGCGUAUGACAGUAUCAAGCACAUGAUGCUUGCAAUUCUCAAUGUCCAGUCUGAAGAGCAUUCAAUCCUCACUUAUUUGUUCCAAGAAAUUGAUCAUUCUGUUGAGAUCGAGAAGUUCACCAAGACAUUCAAAAUCACUGCACUACCCCUGCUUCAUAUGAAGUUGAUAAAGCUUGUUGAUAUUUUGACCAAACCCAAGAAGGAUGUUAAUCAGGUGGUUAAUACUUUGCAGGCCCUCUACGAGAUUGCGGUCCGUGAUUUUUUCAAAGACGGAAGGAACAUUGAACAGCUGAGGGAGGAUGGAUUGGCUCCUCGUGACCCUGCUGCCAUGGCUGGGUUGCUGUUUGAAAAUGCUAUUAAGUUGCCUGAUUCCAAUGACGAUAAGUUCUAUCGGCAAGUUAGGCGUUUGCAUACGAUUCUUACCUCCAGGGAUUCUAUGCAGAGUAUUCCAGUUAAUCUUGAAGCUAGGCGAAGAAUUGCAUUCUUUAGCAAUUCGCUCUUUAUGAAUAUGCCUCAUGCUCCCCAAGUAGAGAAGAUGAUGGCUUUUAGUGUCCUCACUCCUUACUACAAUGAAGAGGUGCUAUAUAGCAGAGAUCAGCUCCGAACUGAGAAUGAAGAUGGGAUUUCAAUCCUUUAUUAUUUGCAGACCAUAUAUGAUGAUGAGUGGAAAAAUUUCAUGGAAAGAAUGCGACGGGAGGGAAUAGUAAAGGAUGAUGAGAUAUGGACAACCAAGAUGAGAGAUCUGAGGUAUUGGGCAUCUUAUAGAGGCCAGACACUUUCACGCACUGUCAGAGGAAUGAUGUACUAUUAUAGAGCUCUGAAGAUGCUGGCUUUCCUUGAUUCUGCAUCAGAGAUGGAUAUUAGAGAAGGGGCACGAGAACUUGGUUCUAUGCGGAGAGAUGGUGGUUUGGAUAGUUUCAACUCUGAGAGUUCUUCUAGGAGUUUAAGCAGAGCAAGUAGUUCUCUGGGUCUGCUAUUCAAGGGCCAUGAGCAAGGCACAUGUUUGAUGAAAUACACAUAUGUGGUCGCUUGCCAGAUUUAUGGGGCUCAGAAGGCCAAAAAGGAUCCGCAUGCUGAGGAAAUCCUGUAUCUGAUGAAACAACAUGAAGCUCUUCGAGUUGCCUAUGUUGAUGAAGUUUCAACCAGGAGGGAUGAGAAGGAGUAUUUCUCUGUUCUUGUGAAGUAUGAUCAGAAAUUAGAGAAGGAAGUGGAGAUCUAUCGGGUCAAAUUGCCUGGUCCACUGAAGCUUGGAGAGGGCAAGCCAGAAAAUCAAAACCAUGCCCUUAUCUUCACCCGUGGUGAUGCUGUUCAAACUAUUGACAUGAACCAAGACAACUAUUUCGAGGAGGCAUUGAAAAUUCGCAAUCUCUUGGAGGAAUACAGGCACAACUAUGGUAUACGAAAGCCAACUAUCUUGGGAGUUAGGGAGCACAUUUUUACUGGUUCUGUUUCAUCACUUGCUUGGUUUAUGUCAGCUCAAGAAACAAGUUUUGUCACUUUGGGACAACGUGUCUUGGCAAAUCCUUUGAAAAUUCGAAUGCAUUAUGGCCAUCCAGAUGUCUUUGACAGGUUUUGGUUUUUGACUCGGGGUGGGAUCAGUAAAGCUUCCAGAGUAAUUAAUAUCAGUGAGGACAUUUUUGCUGGCUUUAAUUGUACUUUGCGAGGAGGCAAUGUCACGCAUCAUGAAUACAUCCAGGUUGGCAAAGGAAGGGAUGUUGGGUUGAAUCAAAUAUCUAUGUUUGAAGCCAAGGUUGCCAGUGGGAAUGGUGAGCAAGUUCUUAGCAGAGAUGUGUAUCGUCUGGGUCAUAGACUGGACUUCUUUAGGAUGUUGUCAUUCUUUUAUACUACAGUGGGAUUCUUUUUCAACACAAUGAUGGUCAUUCUUACUGUAUAUGCUUUUCUGUGGGGCAGACUUUAUCUGGCUCUUAGUGGUGUUGAGAAUUCUGCCCUGGCUAGCAACAGUGACAACAAUAGAGCACUUGGUGCCAUCUUAAAUCAACAGUUUAUCAUCCAACUUGGUCUUUUCACUGCCCUUCCAAUGAUAGUGGAGAAUUCCCUUGAGCAUGGAUUUCUUCAAGCUGUCUGGGAUUUCUCGACAAUGCAGCUUCAGCUUUCAUCUGUUUUCUACACCUUCUCCAUGGGUACCCGUACUCACUACUUUGGCCGGACUGUCCUUCAUGGUGGUGCAAAGUAUCGUGCUACUGGCCGUGGUUUUGUUGUUCAGCACAAGAGUUUUGCCGAAAAUUAUAGACUGUAUGCACGUAGCCAUUUUAUAAAGGCUAUUGAGCUUGGUCUCAUACUCACAGUUUAUGCAUCUCACAGCCCUGUAGCUAAGGCCACAUUUGUUUACAUAGCUUUGACUAUCUCAAGUUGGUUUCUGGUUCUAUCGUGGCUUAUGGCCCCCUUUGUAUUCAAUCCUUCUGGUUUUGAUUGGUUAAAGACUGUUUACGACUUUGAUGAAUUUAUGAACUGGAUUUGGUACCGUGGUGGUGUGUUUUCAAAGGCUGAACAAAGCUGGGAGAAGUGGUGGUAUGAGGAGCAGGAUCAUCUAAGGACAACUGGCCUCUGGGGAAAGUUACUGGAGAUAAUAUUAGACCUCCUUUUUUUUUUCCAGUAUGGUAUUGUAUUCCAAUUGGGUAUUGCAGCUCAUAGUACCAGUAUUGCCGUUUACUUGCUGUCUUGGAUCUAUUUCGUGGCAUUUGGAGUUUAUCUGGUAAUCUCAUAUGCUCGGGACAAAUAUGCUGCUAAGGAACAUAUUUUUCGGAUGGUUCAGUUCCUGGUCGUUAUUCUUGGAAUACUUGUUAUUAUUGCACUGCUUGAAUUUACGGCCCUCAGAUUUGUUGACAUUUUCACCAGUUUAUUGGCUUUUAUUCCGACUGGCUGGGGACUUUUGUCAAUCGCUCAAGUACUUCGACCUUUUCUGGAGUCCACCCGGCUUUGGGAUUCUGUGGUUUCUGUAGCUCGGCUAUAUGAUAUAAUGUUUGGAGUUCUUGUUAUGGUCCCACUGGCAUUUUUGUCUUGGAUGCCUGGGUUUCAGUCAAUGCAGACAAGGAUCUUAUUUAAUGAAGCGUUUAGCAGGGGCCUGCGAAUUUUCCAGAUUGUUACUGGGAAAAAAUCCAGCGACUAGUAUUUUGAGGUUGGUGUUCAUCGCAAGACUAUUCAAACUAGAGUUGAUUUGGUAGAUUCUUGAAUGAGAGAGAUGUGGCGGCCAUGCCGUUAGUUCGAUUCUGAACUUUGUGGGGAAGAAUCUGAUCGCCAUCAUAACGACAUAUAGUGUUCAUAAUGGCCUGCUCCAUCAGAUCUGUUUGCUCUUAUUGUAAUUAGGCAUUUCAUUUUGUUUAUUCCCACGACUUUUGCUGGGGAACUUGGAUUCUACUUUCAAAUUUUCCCAGAUUUCCAGAGGUACGCAUUAUGUAGUGUUUGUUGAUAGCCAGUAUAGCUUUGUACUCUGCUGAGAGAUGGUUCAAUCAAAUAUUUGUUAUUCUUUUGUC
This is a messenger RNA of Hibiscus syriacus, 5735 nucleotides long. Its product is annotated as callose synthase 12-like. The record is from RefSeq and is a predicted model, not a curated record. NCBI's taxonomy places the organism in Eukaryota, Viridiplantae, Streptophyta, Magnoliopsida, Malvales, Malvaceae. Gene Ontology annotation, cellular component: 1,3-beta-D-glucan synthase complex; plasma membrane. Gene Ontology annotation, biological process: (1->3)-beta-D-glucan biosynthetic process. Gene Ontology annotation, molecular function: 1,3-beta-D-glucan synthase activity.